AUGGCCCUCGCGGCUAAUACUAGCGCGCUGACAGACGAGCUAAUCGUCACCGUAGCAAAUACCUCGGAUAGAAAGGCAUUUGACCCAUCGCGUUUUAACAGCCUAAAGCGUCGUGUGGAAGAGUCGUUCAAGUCUGGACAGCAUGGACGUACGGACCAGUUCGCUGUUGCAAGACAGCUCGAAGGCCUACAGGAGAAAUUCCAGGUCCUAAACAAAGAUGAACUCGCAGAUGCGCUUCGUUCUCGCUUGAAUGAGCUGGAAAAUCACCGGAGUUCGUGGUUCCCGGAGAUUUUAUCGCUGCUCAUACAGCUGUCGGAUCGUCCUGCUCAACUUUCACGAGUAGACCGACUCGAGGCGCUGAAGCCCCCAGAAGCUGAGAAGUCGCUUUCUUGGACAGAGCUGGAUGCCUCGGAGUCUGCAUAUAAUGACGAUGAAAUUUGGCAAGAUGUAGAUUAUGGUGCUGAAUCUUCCGAUGACGAUGUUUCGUCACUACCCAGUGAAACAUCUGUGCCUCGGACUUUUCCUCGAAGUCCUACAGGCCCUGAAGAGGACUACGUGAUCCCAGAGGAGCUUCUCUUUUCCGGAGAAGAUGAGAAUCUGAUCGCUUCAAUAAAAGCUGUUCAAUUCUGGAAAGACGAAAACACCUCGGUUCUUCCCCAACCUGGAGAACUACCUUCUCUCCCCAUCACAGAACUUCAGAUCAUACGAGAAACAAUAUUUAUGCUACAAGGUCUUCCUACAUCUCUAUCCUGGCGCCUUGACGAUGGUGUUAAGGUGGAUCAGAGAUAUGCACUUACGCAUUCGUCAAACGAGGCCCUCUCGUCAUUAUUACGUUCCUUUAGCUUGAUAGGGACCAAAUUAGAUACCUUGAGAGGGUUCACCAAAAUUCAACAGUCCAUACCCUAUAUGCAGACCUUUCAUCGAGGGAUUGAAGCGUGUCUCUCUACGUUUGACACUUCGUUGUCAAACAUGCAAUCACGAUACAUUUCACAAAAACUAACCAUAUCCAUAAGCUUACUGCAAUUGCUUGAAGAUAUCAGACACGAGUCAAAAUUGCCAUUAUUAUUGGCGGAUCUUGUUUCUAGCCUCAAGCGCAGUGAUCCCAGUCGGCCCAUGCAAUGCCUUGAUUUGCUAUAUGACCUAGUUUGCAUGAUGCAAGCUACUGGCGAUGAUAAUGAAUUCCGAUACCUAGCUGAAUUAUUCUUUUCCUGUUUUGAAACAUACGCACGCCCGCUCAGGCAGUGGAUGGAAACUGGGCGGCUGGACUCGGUAGAUGAAACUUUUUUCAUCCGCGACACUAGUAAAAACAGUGAUCUACGUACCCUUUGGCAUGACUGGUACACACUGGAUGAGGCUUCAAGUCUUUUGACUACUCCCAAAUUCCUGCAACCUGUUGCUCACAAGGUCUUCACAACCGGUAAAAGCAUGGUUUUCCUGCGACACUUGGAUGUCCUUGCCGGAAAUGCAGACAAUUUGAAGAAGAUUAAAUUGAGGUUUGAAGAUCUAUACCCCAAGGAUACUUCAGCUUCUCUUUGUCUUCCAUUCUCCGUAUUACUGGAGUCCGCUUUUGAGAAAUUGAUAACUGCAAGCCAUUCUGUUACUUCAGACCUGCUGCGAAAAGAACUUGAUGAGAGGUGCGGGUUGUGGAUAUCCCUGCAGGCUUUAGAGCACAUUUACCUUUGUAAGGAUAUCAGCGUUCUAGGGACUAUUGAUAGUAAAAUUUUCGAUCUGAUCGACCGAGGAAGAGGCGCCUGGAAUGACAGGUUUUUACUCACCGAACUGGCACAGAGUACAUUCAGCAUCCUGCCCUUCAUCGACCCAUCCAGACUCAUCGUGCGAUCAUCUAAGGCUCCAUCUCGCGACCUAGAACUCGGCCGGUCUGUCAAGAUCCUCCAAGCUCUAUCAUUUGAUUAUGUCCUACCAUGGCCUGUCGCAAACAUCAUCACCAAAGAUGCCAUUUCCACCUACCAGCGCAUCUCGACAUUCCUGAUGCAAAUCCGCCGGGCCAAAUACGCCAUAGUCAAACAACGACUUCAGUACUCCGAAAGCGAACGUGAUGGAAACCAUGACACCCUGGGCUAUGUCAUACAACACACCAUGCUAUGGUUCGUUGACGUUAUCUACGGCCACAUGACAGAACUCGUCAUCUCAACAACCACCGAGUCAAUGCGCAAAGCCAUCUCAUCUUCUCACGAUGUCGACGCCAUGAUAGCAGACCACUAUGCCCAUAUGACCUCCCUGGAAAACCAAUGUCUGCUGUCAAAUCAAUUCCUCCCCCUCCAUAAUGCAAUCAUCAACCUCCUAGAUCUUUGCGUCCACUUCGCAGACAUUCAAGCCACACACCACGGCCAAGAUCAUUUCGACCACAUAACCCGCACCCCAAACAAACACAGAACCCCGUCCCGCACUCCCCGGAAAAAGUAUGCCCACGUCUCCGACGACGAAGACCAAACCGACGAAGACGAAGAUGAAGACAUGGAUGAAGAAGACGCUGCUUCAGACCCGGGUAACACGACUGGCAUCUCCUUCUACGAAGCGCCAUACGCGCACCGUUUGCGUAAUGUCAAGAAUGAAUUCGACCAGCUUGUUUCUGCACUAGCGGCUGGCUUGAAGCGCGUGGGUCGCGUUGAUGGGAAAUUAAGCUGGGAGAUCUUAGCGGACAAGUUGGAGUGGAGAAGGUAAUGGCUUCUUUCAUGCCUUGAGACU
Aspergillus wentii DTO 134E9 is the source of this 2706-nucleotide messenger RNA. RefSeq names its product putative gamma-tubulin complex component GCP5. NCBI's taxonomy places the organism in Eukaryota, Fungi, Ascomycota, Eurotiomycetes, Eurotiales, Aspergillaceae. The record is from RefSeq and is a predicted model, not a curated record. Gene Ontology annotation, biological process: mitotic cell cycle; spindle assembly; microtubule nucleation. The transcript is spliced from 2 exons. Gene Ontology annotation, cellular component: spindle pole; equatorial microtubule organizing center; gamma-tubulin complex. Gene Ontology annotation, molecular function: gamma-tubulin binding; microtubule minus-end binding. The coding region runs from base 1 to 2682 and encodes 893 amino acids.